CAGUGGGUGGAGCUUCAUUCAAAGUGUCGUAUUCAGCUAUUCAGGAAGGCGCUGCAGCAAUUGCUUCAGAUCGAUUUUUAACUUGCGUUUAGUUUUUAGGCAACGCAUUUACGCAGGCCGGAGUAACAAUGUCUGACGAAGUUAUUAAAAACGCUGAACAACUUUCAGUCGGGGAGCUGUAUGUCUCUGAUAAGGUGGGAAGUGACCAGGAUGGCAAUGGGACUGAAGAAAAGCCUUUUAAAACGGCACUGAAGGCAUUGAUUUCUGUAGGGAAGGAGCCAUUUCCAGUCAUUUAUGUUGAUGCGCAAAAGGAAGGCGAGCGCUGGGAAGUGAUUUCCAAAACACAGAUGAAGAAUGUGAAGAAACUGUGGCAGAGGGAGCAGAUGAAAAGUGGGGCUAAAGAAAAGAAGGAGGCAGAAGAUGCUGAGAGAAGAGAAAAGAACCUGGAGGAAGCAAAGAAGAUAAUCAUAGAAAAUGAUCCCCACCUUCCAAAACCCCAAACAGUUAAAAUACACAGGUUGGAAAAAUACCGGGAGCAACGAGUCAAGGUGUUUGGAUGGGUCCACAGGUUGCGUAGACAAGGGAAAAACCUGCUGUUCAUUGUGCUUAGAGAUGGAACUGGAUUCCUUCAGUGUGUUCUCACAGAUAAACUGUGUCAGUGCUACAAUGGACUGGUGCUCUCCACGGAAAGUACAGUUGCUCUGUAUGGAACUGUGAAACCAGUGCCCGAAGGAAAACAGGCCCCAGGAGGCCAUGAGUUGCAGUGUGACUUCUGGGAGCUUGUGGGCCUGGCUCCGGCUGGAGGAGCUGACAACCUGCUGAAUGAGGAGUCGGAGGUCGACGUGCAGCUCAACAACCGACACAUGAUGAUCCGUGGGGAGAACGUGUCCAAGAUUCUGAGAGUGCGCUCCGCUGUCACCCAGUGCUUCAGGGACCAUUUUUUCUCCCGUGGCUACUGCGAGAUUACGCCACCCACCCUUGUGCAGACUCAGGUUGAAGGGGGAUCCACACUAUUUAGCCUGAACUACUUUGGUGAGCAGGCAUAUCUGACCCAGUCCUCCCAGCUUUACCUGGAGACUUGUAUUCCCGCACUUGGUGACACGUUCUGCAUUGCCCAGUCAUACCGUGCUGAGCAGUCUCGCACCCGCAGACACCUUGCAGAGUACACUCACAUUGAGGCUGAGUGCCCCUUCAUGACUUUUGAGGACCUACUAAACCGCCUAGAGGACUUGAUUUGUGAUGUUGUGGAGCGAGUCCUAAAGUCUCCAGUUGCCCCCUUGCUCCAUGACAUCAACCCUAGCUUUAAACCUCCCAAGAGACCUUUCAAGAGGAUGAACUAUAGUGAAGCCAUUGAAUGGCUGAAGGCACAUGAUAUCAAGAAGGACGAUGGUACCUACUAUGAAUUUGGGGAAGACAUUCCCGAGGCCCCUGAGAGACUGAUGACUGACAGCAUUAAUGAAACAAUCCUACUAUGUCGCUUCCCUGCCAACAUCAAGUCUUUCUACAUGCAGCGUUGCCCUGAGGAUCGCAGACUCACUGAGUCGGUGGAUGUUCUGAUGCCCAGUGUUGGAGAGAUUGUUGGAGGAUCAAUGCGUAUCUGGGAUUCUAAGGAGUUAUUAGAAGGAUACCAGAGAGAGGGAAUUGACCCAACUCCUUACUACUGGUACACUGAUCAGAGAAUAUAUGGGACAUGUCCACAUGGAGGAUAUGGCCUGGGUCUUGAAAGGUUUCUGACCUGGCUCCUGAACAGGCAUCAUAUCCGUGAUGUAUGUCUCUACCCCCGCUUCAUCCAGCGAUGCCGACCUUGAGCUCUUUUAUUCAAUGUUGUGUUUUUUUGUGUGUGUAUGUAUGUGCAGAUUCAGGAAAAUGUGGCUUUAUGCACCACCUAUAAAACCAAUCAUUAGGGAAAUAUUUUUCUAAAAAAAAAUCUUUACUGCAUUCAUGAGUAAAUAAUUUCCCUGUUACAUUUUCCUAUAUAUAGAGUGCUGUCUUCAGUGCUAAUAAAAUAAUGAAAUUUUGAAUCCUUGUAGUACAUGAAUUCAUUAAACACCAAUUCAUACUGA
Messenger RNA from Scleropages formosus (Asian bonytongue), 2063 nucleotides. RefSeq names its product asparaginyl-tRNA synthetase 1 (gene nars1). Gene Ontology annotation, cellular component: cytoplasm. The record is from RefSeq and is a predicted model, not a curated record. The transcript is spliced from 15 exons. Bases 129 to 1808 code for a protein of 559 amino acids. Lineage: Eukaryota; Metazoa; Chordata; Actinopteri; Osteoglossiformes; Osteoglossidae. Gene Ontology annotation, biological process: asparaginyl-tRNA aminoacylation. Gene Ontology annotation, molecular function: ATP binding; asparagine-tRNA ligase activity; nucleic acid binding.